UAAUCAUCAAAAGGAACAAAGAUGAAGAUGAGCAGUGCCACCAUGGGAUCCUCUAAGAGAAGGCUAUCAUCAAGCAGAGGCCUUGGAGGUGUUCUCCGAGAGCAAAGGGCUAAGCUUUAUAUUAUACGAAGAUGCGUUGUUAUGCUCCUUUGCUGGCAUGAUUGAACCCCCGCUCCUUCUACCUACUAGCCAUGGAGGAUUUGGGGUUUUUUCCCUCUCUUUCUUUCUUCUUAUGCUUCUUGUUUUGGUGGGGGUGUAAAUACCGGCGGCGGUCGGCAGAUGUUAUCGGAGAGUUAAAAAAAGGAACAAUUUUUGUAUGCAUUGGCCUAAAUAUAAUUAGAUAGCUUGAACCAAAAUCCUUAAUAUUA
Messenger RNA from Hibiscus syriacus, 368 nucleotides. RefSeq lists its product as uncharacterized. The record is from RefSeq and is a predicted model, not a curated record. The transcript has a single exon. Bases 22 to 165 code for a protein of 47 amino acids. NCBI's taxonomy places the organism in Eukaryota, Viridiplantae, Streptophyta, Magnoliopsida, Malvales, Malvaceae. Gene Ontology annotation, biological process: negative regulation of cell population proliferation.